CUUAUUAAUAAUUUAAUAUAUGGAUUAAACUAAAGUGAAGAAAUCAGUAGGAUUCGAAUAUGGGAUUAAUUCCGCAACUUUAUAGAGCUACAAAACAUUAGGGAUUUAAUGUUCCUACUCCUAUUUAAAGAAAAGUAUAAUAAUUCAUUUAUAUUAUAUAGGCAAUACCAUAAAUUUUGGCAAGACAUGAUAUAGUGGCUUGUUCAAAAACAGCAGCUUUUCUAAUUCCUAUGAUAAAUAAGCUUCAAAAUCAUAGUACUGUAGGGGGUAUAAGAGGAUUGAUUUUACUUCCAACAAGAGAAUUUGCCUUAUAAAUAGCAUCAGUUUUAAAAUACUUAUGCAAAUUUACAGAUUUACAAUAUUCUAUAAUGGUUGGAGGUCAUGGUUUAGAAGGGUAAUUUGAGAGUUUGUCAGCUAAUCCUGAUAUUUUAAAAUGUACACCUGGUAGAGUAUUGUUACAUUUAUUGUAUUUAUAGGAAGAUAGAUUAAAAUUAUCUAGAGUUUAAAUGGUAAUUUAUGAUGAAGCUGAUUUCCUGUUUGAAAUGGGUUUAGCUGAUCAAUUUAAAUAAAUCUUAACUCAUCUUUCUUCAUAAAAGCAGACAUUAAUGUUUUCUGCUACAAUUCCAGAAUAAUUGAGUAUAUUUGUUUCUGUUGGUUUAAAAGAUUAUAUAUUUUGUAAAUUAGAUAAGGAAUAUUAAUUACCUGAUUCUCUGUAAUUGCAUUUUAUGUCGAUAGCAAAUGAAAAUAAAGUGCUCUAAUAUAUUUGAU
This is a messenger RNA of Paramecium sonneborni, 768 nucleotides long. Lineage: Eukaryota; Ciliophora; Oligohymenophorea; Peniculida; Parameciidae. The record is from the annotation of a GenBank genome assembly.